AUGGCUGACCUCGAGACGGGCGAGAUCUCCGAGAAAGCACUCGUCAAUGAUUCUUCCAGCACCAGUCUCGGGCACACCUCUCUCGAUGAGACCGACCCUGAUGUUGGGAAGAGCGAAGCGCAGAGGAACGCCUUGGACAGAAAACUGAUGCGAAAGGUUGAUCUCUGGCUCAUACCGUGGCUGUGCUUGGUCUAUCUCCUAUGCUUCCUCGAUCGAACGAAUAUCGGCAAUGCGCGCCUGGCCGGGAUGGAAGAGGACCUCGAUAUGCACGGUGCAUUCACUGAACGAAACGCAGGUCACGAUUAUAACCUUGCCCUCACCAUCUUCUUCAUCUCGUAUGCAGGCGCCGAGCCGUUCACGAAUCUGGUUAUGAAGAGGAUUUCACCGAGAGUAUUCUUCACGAUUGUCACUUUGACUUGGGGACUCUGCAUGAUGUGCAUGGGUCUUGUACACAACUUCAGUGGCUUACUAGCAGCACGAUUCUUCCUCGGGAUCACCGAAGCUGGACUCUUCCCGGGAGUGAACUACUAUCUAUCAUGCUGGUAUAAGCGAGACGAACUUGGCUUUCGCCUGUCAAUUUUCUUCGCUAAUGCCGCACUGGCCGGAUCCUUCGGUGGGCUCCUCGCCGCUGCCAUUGCCAAUAUGGACGGACUGGGCGGCAAGGCUGGAUGGGCAUGGAUCUUCAUCAUUGAGGGACUUGCAACUAUGAUUAUUGGAGCUUUCUGCUGGUGGAUGUGUCACAAUUGGCCCGAGACUGCUCGAUUUCUUACGCCAGAAGAGAAGCUUCGAUUACGCUACAGAUUGACCAAAGACAAUCUUUCGAAUACUGCCGACGAAUACGAUAAGCGACAUGUAAAGGCUGCCCUCAAAGAUUGGAAAUGCUGGGCGUUUUGCGUCACGGAAAUGGGAAAUUUCAUGCCGCUCUAUGCCUUUAGUUUAUUUCUGCCUACUAUCGUCGCUGCCAUGGGCCACAAAGGAACUCACGCACAGCUCAUGACCGUACCUCCUUAUGCAGUUGCUGCAGCACUCACUGUGGCGAUCGGCUACAUCGCCGAUCGAACACGACAACGUGGCAUAUGCAACAUGAUAAUCUCAAGCAUCGGCAUCGUCGGUUUCAUUAUGCUCCUAACCAGCAAUAACCCUCAAAUCCAAUACACAGGCACAUUCCUAGGCGCCAUGGGCAUCUACCCAACCAUUCCCAACAACCUAUGCUGGGCAGCGAACAACGUCGAAGGCGGCUACAAACGCGGAGUCCUCCUAGGCGUCGUCGUUGGCUGGGGAAAUUUAAAUGGCAUCGUGUCUUCCAACAUCUACCUCAAAUCCGAAAAGCCGCGUUACUGGUCUGGUCAUGGUGUUGUAUUGGCGUAUAUGGUUUUUUGUCUUUUUGGUGGGACUGUUUUCAUUCGGACUAUGCUUGCGAUUGAGAAUCAGAAGCGUAGAGCGGGCAAGAGAGAUUAUUUGCUGGAUGGAUUGACUGCGGAACAGAUUUUGGUUGCUGGGGAUCGGAGGCCGGGGUUUUUGUAUACUCUUUAG
Messenger RNA from Pseudocercospora fijiensis CIRAD86, 1533 nucleotides. RefSeq lists its product as uncharacterized. The record is from RefSeq and is a predicted model, not a curated record. The transcript is spliced from 8 exons. Lineage: Eukaryota; Fungi; Ascomycota; Dothideomycetes; Mycosphaerellales; Mycosphaerellaceae. The coding region runs from base 1 to 1533 and encodes 510 amino acids. Gene Ontology annotation, biological process: transmembrane transport. Gene Ontology annotation, molecular function: transmembrane transporter activity. Gene Ontology annotation, cellular component: membrane.